Molecule: messenger RNA, 3315 nt
Organism: Labeo rohita (rohu)
Lineage: Eukaryota; Metazoa; Chordata; Actinopteri; Cypriniformes; Cyprinidae
Gene: atp1a1a.3
Product: ATPase Na+/K+ transporting subunit alpha 1a, tandem duplicate 3
Exons: 22
Coding region: 135-3209 (1024 amino acids)
Biological process (GO): potassium ion import across plasma membrane; proton transmembrane transport; sodium ion export across plasma membrane
Cellular component (GO): membrane
Molecular function (GO): P-type sodium:potassium-exchanging transporter activity; ATP binding; ATP hydrolysis activity
Source: RefSeq, a predicted model, not a curated record
CUAUUAAACAGGUGAGUUGGCAGUGUAUAAAUCUGUGAACCUGGUUUGGACACACAGGGACUUCAGCCUCAAAUUCUGUAUCCAAGACCAGACUCCUGAAAUCACUGAAUUUUUAGUGAACAGCAGUAAGGAAAAUGGGGCUCGGGACAGGGAAGGAUGAGUACAAAUUGGCAGCAACAUCAGAAGAUGGAGUCAAAAAGCCCAAAAAGGGGAAAAAGAACAAAAAGGACAUGGAGGAACUGAAGAAAGAAGUGGAACUGGAAGACCACAAGUUGACCUUGGAAGAGCUUAGCCGAAAAUAUGGCACUGAUCUGACCAAGGGUUUGACCAUUUCCCGAGCAAAGGAAAUCUUAGCCCGCGAUGGACCAAAUGCCUUGACUCCACCUGUUACGACUCCAGAAUGGGUCAAGUUCUGCAGACAGCUGUUUGGUGGAUUCCAGACACUGCUGUGGAUUGGUGCAUUUCUUUGCUUCUUUGCAUAUUCCAUCCAGGCUGCCUCAGAAGAAGAACCAGCAAAUGACAAUCUAUAUCUGGGACUUGUGCUUGCUUUUGUUGUCACAAUCAAUGGAUGCUUCUCAUACUAUCAAGAAGCCAAGAGCUCUAAAAUCAUGGAUUCGUUCAAGAACCUCGUUCCUCAGAAAGCCCUGGUUGUACGUGAUGGAGAGAAAAAGGUCAUCGACGCUGAGGAGGUAGUUGUAGGUGAUCUUGUGGAGGUCAAAAGUGGAGACAGAAUCCCAUCUGAUAUUCGUGUCAUCUCUGCACAUGGAUGCAAAGUGGACAACUCUUCCCUCACUGGUGAAUCUGAGCCCCAGACUCGUAAUCCUGACUUCUCUAGUGAAAACCCUUUGGAGACAAGAAACAUUGCAUUUUUUUCUACCAAUUGUGUUGACGGUACUGCCAGAGGGAUUGUCAUCAACACCGGAGACCGUACUGUCAUGGGUCGUAUUGCUACUCUUGCCUCCAACCUGGAAGGUGGAAAAACACCAAUUGCUAAAGAGAUCGAGCACUUCAUCCACAUCAUCACUGGUGUAGCCGUCUUCCUGGGUGUCACCUUCUUCAUUCUCUCCCUGAUUCUUGGUUACUCUUGGUUGGAAUCUGUCAUCUUCUUGAUUGGAAUCAUUGUUGCUAAUGUACCUGAAGGUCUCCUUGCCACUGUAACUGUAUGUCUGACUCUGACCGCCAAACGCAUGGCGAAGAAAAACUGCCUGGUGAAGAAUCUUGAAGCCGUGGAGACCCUUGGCUCAACCUCCACUAUCUGCUCUGACAAGACUGGAACUUUGACCCAAAACCGAAUGACCGUUGCUCACAUGUGGUUCGACAGCCAGAUUCAUAUCGCAGACACCACAGAGAACCAGAGUGGAACCUCAUUUGACAGGAGCUCGGCUACUUGGUCUGCUCUUGCACGUGUUGCUGGCCUUUGCAAUCGUGCUGUCUUCCUAUCAAAUCAGAACCAUCUCCCAGUCCUUAUGCGAGAGACAGCUGGUGAUGCCUCAGAGUCUGCCCUGUUGAAGUGUAUUGAGCUGUGCUGUGGUUCAGUCACUGAAAUCAGAGAGAAGUACCCAAAGAUUGCUGAGAUUCCUUUCAACUCCACCAACAAGUAUCAGCUCUCAAUCCACAAGAAUCUCAAUCCCUCAGAGUCUAAGCACCUGCUGGUGAUGAAAGGAGCCCCUGAGAGAAUCUUGGAUCGAUGCUCUACUAUUUUGAUUCAAGGAAAAGAGCAGCCUUUGGAUGAUGAAAUAAAAGAUGCUUUUCAAAAUGCUUAUGUAGAACUUGGGGGUCUUGGAGAAAGAGUGUUGGGCUUCUGCCACUUUUCCCUCCCUGAUGACCAGUUUCCUGAGGGUUUUGCAUUUGAUACUGAUGACGUGAACUUCCCAACUGAGAACUUGUGUUUUAUUGGCCUCAUGUCCAUGAUCGAUCCUCCUCGUGCAGCUGUACCGGAUGCUGUGGCCAAAUGCAGGAGUGCUGGAAUCAAGGUUAUUAUGGUUACUGGAGACCAUCCAAUCACAGCAAAGGCUAUUGCAAAAGGUGUUGGUAUCAUCUCUGAAGGCAGUGAGACUGUAGAUGAUAUUGCAGCUCGUCUGAGAAUUCCUGUUGGAGAGGUUAAUCCAAGAGAUGCUAAGGCCUGUGUGGUCCAUGGUGGAGAACUGAAGAGUAUGACCUCAGAACAGCUGGAUGAGAUCCUCAAAUACCAUGCAGAAAUUGUGUUCGCCAGAACUUCUCCACAGCAAAAGCUGAUUAUCGUGGAAGGGUGUCAACGACAGGGUGCCAUUGUAGCUGUAACCGGUGAUGGUGUCAAUGAUUCUCCUGCUCUGAAGAAGGCUGACAUUGGUGUGGCUAUGGGUAUUGCUGGAUCUGACGUAUCCAAACAGGCUGCUGACAUGAUCCUUCUAGACGACAACUUUGCCUCAAUUGUCACCGGAGUAGAAGAAGGACGUCUGAUCUUUGACAACUUGAAGAAGUCUAUCGCCUACACGUUGACCAGUAACAUCCCUGAGAUCUCACCCUUCCUUAUGUUCAUCAUUGCUAAUAUUCCUUUACCUUUGGGCACCGUCACCAUUCUCUGCAUUGACCUGGGAACUGAUAUGGUUCCUGCUAUCUCACUGGCCUAUGAAACUGCUGAAAGUGACAUCAUGAAGAGACAACCCAGAAAUGCUGAAACAGAUAGGCUGGUGAAUGAGAGGCUCAUCAGUAUGAGCUAUGGUCAAAUUGGCAUGAUGCAAGCUGUCGGCGGGUUCUUUACCUACUUUGUAAUUCUUGCUGAGAAUGGAUUCUUGCCCUGGGAUCUGGUAGGAAUUCGAAUUGGUUGGGAAGACAAAUAUCUCAAUGACCUGGAAGACAGCUAUGGCCAGCAGUGGACCUAUGAGAGCAGAAAGAUUGUGGAGUUCACAUGCCACACAGCCUUCUUCAGCAGUAUUGUAGUUGUGCAAUGGACUGACUUGCUCAUCUGCAAGACCAGGAGGCUUUCCAUCUUUCAGCAGGGAAUGAAGAAUAGAAUCCUCAUCUUUGGUCUGUUUGAGGAAACUGCUCUGGCCGCGUUCUUAUCCUACUGCCCAGGCAUUGAUGUUGCUGUCCGAAUGUAUCCACUGAAACCAAUGUGGUGGUUCUGUGGCUUCCCAUAUUCAUUGCUCAUUUUCAUCUAUGAUGAAAUUAGAAAAUAUCUCCUUAGGCAGAACCCAGGAGGCUGGGUGGAAAAAGAAACAUACUACUAAAACAAGGACACUUUCUUUUGGGAACCUGUACAAGAAGACAUUAAUUUGUAUAUUUUCAAAAUGAGUUUUAAGUAAAUAAAUGUGUCAGAUUAAAACUAAAACUGAA